This is a messenger RNA of Vigna umbellata (rice bean), 1174 nucleotides long. The record is from RefSeq and is a predicted model, not a curated record. Lineage: Eukaryota; Viridiplantae; Streptophyta; Magnoliopsida; Fabales; Fabaceae.
AAGUUUUAGGUCAAAGUCAAAGCAUCGUUGUUGGGCUUGUGGUAGAAUCCAUCGGGCCUAAUUCAAAACCAAAAUGAUCUGUCAUCUGUGUGUUGCAACGGUAGCGUUCUCAAUUUUCCGAAGAGGGAAAAUGUUGAUUCGACGAUUACCUUGGUCGGCGAUUUCUGUCGCCACAUUAUUUCCCCGUCGUUCCGGUGGUUCAAAUGGACUUCGCAUUCCCGUUCGCAAGCAACUUAACUCUUCUCCCUACCCCUUCUGCUAUAGCUCCGGCAUCAAUCUCCCUCCACAACCGGGUCACGAAACGGAUAUUCGUCACUCGCAAUCUCUGAAACCCGGUCUUUACCUUGUCGGAACACCGAUCGGAAAUCUCGAAGAUAUCACUCUGAGGGCUCUUCGCGUGCUGAAUUCAGCUGAUGUUAUACUCUCGGAGGACACGAGGCAUUCGGGAAAGUUGCUUCAUCACUAUAACAUCAAAACGCCUCUCAUGAGUUAUCACAAAUACAACGAAUCGCAAAGGGAACAGGUUGUGCUGAGGAGGUUAAAGCAAGGUGAUGUCGUGGCUCUUAUAAGUGAUGCUGGAAUGCCAGGCAUCAGUGAUCCGGGUAUGGAGUUGGCAAAAUUGUGUGUUAGUGAGAAUAUCCUGGUUGUGCCAAUCCCUGGUCCUUGUGCUUUGGUGUCGGCUCUUUCUGCCUCGGGCUUACCUACUGAUGAAUUUACAUUCGUUGGUUUUCUUCCUAAACAUUCUGGUUCUAGAAAAUAAAGGCUUAUGGUUUCAGCUGAUCAAACUACUACACAGAUAUUUUACGUUCCUCCUCACAAGCUUUCUCAGUUUCUUGACGAGAGUUCUUCAAUUUUUGGUGAUGCAAGAACCCUCCUUUGGUCAAUAUAGGAUUUCAGAGUUGUGGCUUAGGGAAUAUUGUUUCAGAUUGGUUGACUCUUCAAUUUGAUGAUAUUGCAGGAAAUGUGUUAUUGCUCGGGAAAUGACUAAGUUACAUGAAGAGUUUUGGCGUGGUACACUUGGUGAAGCCAAGGAAGUAUUUUCUAUUCGUCAAGUGAAGGGAGAACUUACUAUAUUGAUUCAGGGGCAAGCAAAUUCUAAAGUUGAACCUCCAUCAGACAUUGAGCUUGAGAGUGAACUUAGAGAACUGAUUUCAAGUGGCGAGAGUCUUUCCAU